UGUACAUCUGUUAACUGUUGCAUUUUGCAAUAUUACUUACACUGUUCACACUGUUGUGGCUCGGUUUGGUUGUGUUGUGUGCAUUAUUCUCGGGUUUAUUGCAGUCAUUGCAAUUGUUUGACAUUUGUGAAAUUAAAAUCUUUACAUUCAGUUUAGUAUAGAUUAUCAGUUUAACCCGAAAGCAAUUUGAAGUGUAGUUAACUUUAUUUGCUAGAUAAAAUCUAGAUUCAUAGGUGAUACAACUCACCAGCUGAGGACUUAGUGCUGCUUGCAAUUGUUUAUGGGUGCAAAUGGGUACGUUUAUAUUCUGCAGUAGAAAAAAGUUGUAUGUAUGAGCAAAACAUUGAAGAGACAGAAAAUUCUGAAUAAUGAUAUAAGAUAUAUUGUUUUUCUUGUGGUUGGUGUCAAACUAUGUAUGAGAAACUUUUAGAGAUUUAGUAAAAAAAAAAGAAAGAUUAAACCAGCACAAAUUUGACUGCAGAUCAUAAAAUGUUACAAACGGUGUCUUAAUUAAUCAUGAAAUUAAUUGUAAACAAUUAGCAAGAUGAGAAGUAAUUUUGUAUGUACAGUACAUGAAUAUGAAAUGAGCAUACAGUACAGAUGUUUGAAAUGAAUUUGCAUAACUACCAUCUACAGUUUUUCUUCCCUUUUUGGCUAUUUCAAAAAGCCAGUCCAUUACCAUUUUUGGGGGGAGAAACAAUAUUGUAUGAACCUUGAUAAAUGUUUACAGUUGACUAGCAUGUAAACAUUGCGACUGAUUCAGGGGUUUGGUGUAUGAGAAGCUGGUUAUUUUCUGUUUGUGUUACUCUUGAGAAAGUCGGUUACCUUGGUGAGAUGUUGAGUAAUGGUUUCUUGAGCUACACGAAGCAUUUUUGUUCCAUAUUGUCCAGUCAUCUUUGUGAUAUCAACAUGAAAGUUCUUAGAGAGACAGAAUUCACAUAAUAUAGCAUUUAUCCAACACGAUGGGCUUGUGGGAGUGGAACUUCGUAUACUCAGCAGGGUCACAGCCAUUACACCAACCAGAAAUGGAGGGAACAGGGCCACAAUCACUAUACCCACAAGAACUAUGUCAAGCAAGACUACUGUCACUACACCACAGCCAGAUGGACCCGAGUUAGAAUCACUACACCUACCACAACCUGAUGGAACAAGUAUACAAGCACCAAUAUCAGGUGGAACAGUUACAAGCCUUCUCAGCAAAUCUCCCCAGAUACAACACAUUAAGUCGAGUCUUGUGAACAUGACGGGGCUGGAGGUGACAGAAGGCCGGCUAACGAGGCGUCGUGGUGGCCGAAGAAUUGGUCAGGUUAUUGUUCACUGCAUACGAACACUAAUUCUCAUAUUAAUGUAUUACACAUGCUCCAUUGGCCUCACAUUUUAUCAGAAAAAAUUAUUCAGGGAUUUCAAGUUUCCCUUAACAGUAGUAAUAGUGCACCUGUUUAUGAAGUUUGUGCUAGCGGGAAUAUUCCGGGCAACAUACACUCUAGCAACGGGUAUCCCCAGGGUGUUGCUUCCCUGGGAUGUUUACUGGAGGAGAUUAUUACCUCCUGGAGCAGCUGCCGGCAUUGAUAUUGGCCUCUCUCAAUGGUCGCUUGAGUUUAUAACCGUAGCCUUGUAUACAAUGUCCAAGUCUACAGCUCUGCUAUUUAUUUUAAUAUUUGCAAUUAUCUUCAAAUUGGAAGAAAUGAGAUGUAGCGUAGUGAUCCUGGUUGUGCUCAUCACUAGUGGGCUCUUCCUCUUCACGUACAAGUAUACACAGUUCAACCUCUUUGGCUUUCUUCUUGUUAUUACCGCUUCUUUACUCAGUGGUCUGCGAUGGACAUUAUCCCAGCUGGUGAUGCAGAAAUCUGAGCUGGGACUGAGUAACCCCAUUGACAUGGUGUAUCACAUACAGCCGUGGAUGACUGUGUCCCUCCUACCCUUGGCCAUCAUCAUGGAAGGCACAGAAAUAGCAGCAAGUGAAUAUGGAUUUCGGUUCACUGACUCGUCUGACACUUUGUUUAUGUGGGGUAGAGUUAUGUUUGGAGCUGUCCUUGCAUUCUUCAUGGAGGUUUCGGAGUACCUUGUAGUCGUUUACACCUCAUCCCUUACAUUCUCUAUUGCGGGCGUGGCCAAAGAGAUCAUGACACUGUCACUAGCAGUCUAUGUCUACAGUGAACAUCUGACAUUCAUAAAUUUAAUGGGGUUAGUCCUUUGUAUCAUUGGCAUCACAUUCCAUGUUGUGCUGAAGGCUGUACAUCCGCCCAAGCCACCUCAGCAGCCCAUUCCCUUAUCACCAACAGAAAGUUACCAAAAGGUACCCUUGCUCUCGGAUACAGAUGGUGAGGAGCAGGAAAUUUACUCAAGGUAGUUCAUGGUAAGAAUGUGUGUGUUUGAAUUGUUAAAAAUAGUCUGGACCAGUAUGGUUCAUAAAGGGGCACUGGUAAAAAUAUAUAUAUCCCCAUACACGCAGGCAUGCAUGAAUCCAAUUAGUUUCUGUGAAGACUAAUUUCCGUCUGUCUUUUGUUACAGUUUUAUAUAAAAUAUUAUGCAGUGUUAGUGGUUUGAUUUUUUACAUGCUCUUAAUGAUUGUGGAUGUGUGUUUUAGACAAAUUUGACAGUUUUUGUUAAGCCACUGUUAACUUGUCUAAAUGUCUAGGUCAUGGAAAGUGUUCUCAACCUGGACCAGGAUUCAUAAAGCGGCUAUGCAAGCACCUGCGAACCUAUACAUCUUUUCUCAAUCUUUGGCGGCUUUGUUUACAAUUAUUAAACAGUUAAUGAGCUCCAAAACACCAGGAGGCUGUUUAUAACAAUAACAACAGUUGAUGGAGAAGUUUCCAUGCUUGUAAACUGUUUAAUAAAUAUAACCAAAGCCGUCAAAGAUUGAGGAAAGAUGUACACGUUAGUAAGCACUUAACUGCUUUAUGAACCCAGGUCUUGGUCGGGAGCCGAGACCUCCUAGGAAUGUGAAACAUGUUCAUAACUGUAAAACAGACAAGGUUUAUAGCCUAUGGUGCACACACAAUAAUGUACAACAAUUAUUGACAAGGACCGGUGUAAGUUAAGUUUAUUUUAUUUAUUUUGGUGUUGCCAAGCAGCAAAAUAAAUAAUUUUAAACAAUUAUUAAUAUUGGUGUUAAAACUUUUGCUAGUCACAAUGUAAAUAAACUUGAAUUUAAGAUAUAUAGUCUGUUAGCUUAGUUAUUCAAUACAGUGCAAUGGUAGGACAAAAUUUACUGCUAAUCAACGAAGGGCACUUUAGCAAGCAUGCAUAAAGGGAAGAAAGAAGCCAUGUACUUAUUUUGAGAAGUAUUUAUAUAUGUAAAGAUGUCAACACGUGAAUACUGAAAAAUAUGAGACUUCACAACAAUAACAAGUUUAAUGUAUAGUA
Procambarus clarkii (red swamp crayfish) is the source of this 3369-nucleotide messenger RNA. Its product is annotated as solute carrier family 35 member C2. NCBI's taxonomy places the organism in Eukaryota, Metazoa, Arthropoda, Malacostraca, Decapoda, Cambaridae. Gene Ontology annotation, biological process: UDP-glucose transmembrane transport. Gene Ontology annotation, molecular function: antiporter activity. The record is from RefSeq and is a predicted model, not a curated record. Gene Ontology annotation, cellular component: Golgi apparatus; cis-Golgi network; endoplasmic reticulum-Golgi intermediate compartment.